AUGUCGAAAACUCCAUCAUCAAUAUCAGUUAUUGUUACUGGUCUACCAAGAACCGGAACGACCAGUAUGAAAAAGGCAUUGGAAAUAAUUUACAAUCAACCUUGUUAUCAUGGUUAUGAACUUGUGACCAGAAAACAAUGUGACAUUGCUAAAUGGCAAAUGCUUAUCGAUGAAGUUCGAACAACACGUUGCGAGGAGAAGAUACAUGAAUGUUUGAGUGAAAUGUUGGUUGGCUACCGAUCUGUGGGUAAUAUCCAAGUGUGUUGGUUAUACAAGGAAUUGAUGACUUUAUACCCUGAUGCAAAAGUUGUACUAACGGUUCGCGAUAAAAACGAUUGGUUGGCUAGUUUCCGACAAGUGGUCAUGCCUAAAUCAGAUGAUCCACGUAAAAUACAAAUGGAUGAAGCGAAAAGACGUGCAAGAAUCCCUGUUGAAUUUGACAAACUUCUUAUUGAUUCAUUGAAACUAGCAUUUCAGAAGGAAGAUAUUGAUUUUGAUGAUGAUGCAAUGUUACUUGAAUGUUACGAAAAACAUAACAAAACUCUUCAGGAAAAUAUACCAUCUGAACGUCUUUUGGUAUAUCAUAUUGGAGAUGGUUGGGAACCACUGUGUAGAUUCUUGAAUGUGGAUGUGCCAGCUAAUAUACCAUUUCCCGAGACCAAUCAUCACGCUGACUUGCAAAAGCUAAGGGAAUUGACGAAGAAAUUAGGAUCGAUUGAAGAAGUCGCUAGAAUUCAUCCAGGAAUUGUAUAAAACUGAAGUAUACACAGA
Messenger RNA from Schistosoma guineensis, 771 nucleotides. Lineage: Eukaryota; Metazoa; Platyhelminthes; Trematoda; Strigeidida; Schistosomatidae. The record is from the annotation of a GenBank genome assembly.